Molecule: messenger RNA, 646 nt
Organism: Conger conger (European conger)
Lineage: Eukaryota; Metazoa; Chordata; Actinopteri; Anguilliformes; Congridae
Product: small ribosomal subunit protein eS10
Exons: 6
Coding region: 8-586 (192 amino acids)
Cellular component (GO): cytosolic small ribosomal subunit
Molecular function (GO): structural constituent of ribosome; RNA binding
Source: RefSeq, a predicted model, not a curated record
UCUAGCUAUGUACGUCAAACGCAAUUUCCUGUUCAAUACACUCGCGUACCCUUCCGGUUCCAGGGUUAGCAGCAGAGCAGUUAAGAUGUUGAUGCCCAAGAAGAAUCGCAUUGCCAUCUAUGAGCUCCUCUUCAAGGAGGGUGUGAUGGUGGCCAAGAAGGACGUGCAUCUGGCCAAGCACCCAGAACUGGCAGAAAAGAAUGUGCCUAAUCUGCACGUCAUGAAAGCCAUGCAGACUCUGAAGUCCUGCGGGUACGUCAAGGAGCAGUUUGCCUGGCGCCACUUCUACUGGUACCUCACCAACGAGGGCAUCCAGUACCUGAGGGACUUCCUGCACCUGCCACCCGAAAUUGUGCCCGCCACCCUGCGCCGCCAAACCCGUCCAGAGACGGCAAGACCCAGACCCAAAGGCAUGGAGGGGGACAGGCCGGCUCGCAUGCCCCGUGGAGAAGCGGACAGAGAUACUUACAGGCGCUCCGCUGCACCAGGUGGUGGUGACAAGAAGGCUGAAGCGGGCGCUGGGGCGGCCACAGAAUUCCAGUUUAGGGGUGGCUUUGGACGUGGACGAGGACAGCAGCCUCAGUAAAUCAGUUCAGCACUCUUCUGUGCCGCUUUGUUUUUGUAUAAUAAAGUUACAUAAACCACA